Pogona vitticeps (central bearded dragon) is the source of this 7109-nucleotide messenger RNA. It is a transcript of the gene PTPRB, whose product is annotated as protein tyrosine phosphatase receptor type B. Gene Ontology annotation, cellular component: signaling receptor complex. Gene Ontology annotation, molecular function: protein tyrosine phosphatase activity; cadherin binding. The record is from RefSeq and is a predicted model, not a curated record. Gene Ontology annotation, biological process: peptidyl-tyrosine dephosphorylation involved in inactivation of protein kinase activity; angiogenesis. Lineage: Eukaryota; Metazoa; Chordata; Lepidosauria; Squamata; Agamidae.
GAGAAAGAGAAGCAAUGGGAGCUGUUAGAGGGAAAAUGGAGAUUUUAUUUCGUGUUCUGAUUUUUACCUGCCUGCCCUUUGAGAUGUCUGGUGGUUUUCUUAUUAUCCACGAACAAAAACAACAAUGUAUUUAUGAAAGCAGUAACAUAGCACACGUGGGAACUUGCAACUUUACCAGUGUAAACCACCAGUGGAGAUGGAUGAAGGAUGAAAAGCUUCUCCAUGUUAGAUCUGGCCAAUGCUUGGCCGUCAUCAUGUCCCACGCUGCACAUUCCCGUAGAGCAAUCAUUGCCAAUUGCUCUGAGGCACCUAAAUGGACCUGCCACAGCAUGGAGGGACUUCUUGAGGUGAAAAAUAGCUCACUGUUCCUCAAGAAACAAGGCUCUAAGGCUGUUGUGAAGAUGGGUAGAAAAUAUCCCCAUAGCUGGAAAAAAAUUGAUGUCAAUGAGAAAGAAGAGCCUGUCUAUGGAAACCUAUGUUCACAAGAUGAUUUCCAAGAUGCUGAAACAUUUGUUCGGAGCACUAGAAAUACAUUCCCUCCCUUUAAUUCUAUAACGCAUAGUCCACAGCAUUCUCUUGGCAGUAGCAGUACAAUGAUUAUCAUCAGAAAUGUUACAGAGCACGACAGUAAAAACAUGGACAAACUCAAUCUUAACCAGAAUUUAUUUGAAGUGACAGAAAAACCCUGGAUUCCCACAACUACCCAUCAUUCCUCUAGCAUCACAAAACAGAGUGGUCUAGGAGCGCCAGUAAAAUGCACAGUCAACCAGACAGAACUGAAGGUCUCCAGCCGAUCUGUCUAUCUCAGGUGGAGCAGUCUGGGGAAUCCUUGUAACUUCAGUGUAACCUGCAACUCUCACAAUGCCUUAUACAGGAUUUGUCAGCCCAUCCAGAAAGCCAGUGGUUUAUAUGAAUGUGACUACAAUGGCUUGGAAGCAGGGACUUUGUACUAUCUUAGGAUUGUCUCUCUGUCUGAUGGAGAAACCAGCAACAUCACAUUGCGAACAGAUCCUUUGCCACCUGCAAGAUUUGAAAUUAAGAAGGAGAAAAUUGCAACCACAACUUUGUCAGUCUGGUGGAGCCCGUCACUAGGAAAGGUUGACCAAUAUGAGCUAGUGUUGCUGAAUAGUAUCAAAAAAGUUGAGGAGAUCCAUGUUCCUGGAGGUAAUUCAAGAAAUGAAUGGAUGUUUGAAAAUCUUACUCCUGGCACCAAAUACACCAUCUCAAUCACUGCAGUUGCUGGAGACAAAAGGAGUCCUUCAACUGAUAUCAGUGGUUCUACUGCACCAUCUCCAGUGGAAAAUAUUGACAUCUCAGUCAAAAUGGACUCAAUCCAUGUUUCUUGGUCAAAAGGGGCUGGAGAUGUGGAUCAAUACAGCCUAGUUUUGAUGGAUAAAGAUGUUCUUGUUCAACAAACAUAUCUAGAGAAACACUAUUUGUCAUACAGCUUUUCAGGAUUAACACCAGGAUGUUUGUAUAACCUCAGUAUCAUUGCCAAGGCUGAAAGUCUGGAAAACCCCAUUUCUCGAUUAAUUAGGACUGACCCAGCCAAAGUCUUAGAUUUAAUGGUAACUAACGAUGGCAGCCUGAAUUCAUUAAAAGUAUCAUGGAAAAGGCCUUCAGGGAACCUGGACUUCUUCAACGUCACCUUGUUUCAUCAUGGAUCUAUUAAAGGACAGAACACUUUACAGCCACAAGUCACAGAGACAUAUUUUGACAAGCUAAUUUCAGGAUGCCUUUAUCAGAUUGAUGUCAGAACAGUCAGUGGUGAACUGUUCAGUGAAAUGACAGCAUAUGGAAGGACAGUUCCCCAGAAGGUUUCAGAGUUGAAAGUGGACAGCAUGGAUGGAUUGAAAUCUCUGAAAGUAAGCUGGCUGCCCCCUACAGGAGACUGGGACAAAUAUUUUAUCACCCUCUUCGACCACACUCAAGUGCUGCUAAAUACUACAAUGCCAAAAGACAAACAGGAAUACAUUAUCAAGGACUUAGGGCUCAUUCCAGGAAGACAGUAUGAAGUGGCUGUUACUGUAGAAAGUGGAGGCUUACAAAACACAGCACGCUGCAAAGGAAGAAUAGCUCCACACCCGGUUCUUCAGCUUCGUGUAAAGCAUGCUAAUGAAUCCUCUCUCACUAUUAUGUGGGUGACCCCUCUGUCUGAGUGGGACGGAUAUGUGGUUUCACUGGGAGACAGAGCGCUUACCAUCCAAAACAAGGCUCUUGCCAAAGAAGCCAAAGAAUUCACCUACACUGACCUCUUACCUGGGCGAAAGUAUACUGCUACUGUCACCACCAUCAGUGGGGAUUUGAACAACUGGACUUCAGUUGUAGGACACACAGUUCCAGCACAAGUGACCAGCUUAAAUGUGACAAACCAAGAAACAACCAACAGCUUGUUUACCACCUGGACAAAGGCACGUGGAAAUGUAGAUUCUUAUCAAGUGUUGCUCAUUCAUGAUAACGUUGUCAUAAAAAAUGAGACUGUUUCCAGUAACACAAAUGGAUACCACUUCCAGUCUCUAAAACCUGGAGGACUCUAUUCAGUUGUUGUCACUACUAUUAGUGGAGGGAUAUCUUCCAGACAAGCAAUUGCUGAAGGAAGAACAGUUCCUGCCAGUGUAAGUGGCAUAACAGUGAACAAUUCGGGGCGGAGCGAUUACCUAAGUGUUUCCUGGCUGCCAGCUGUUGGAGAUGUAGAUAGCUAUUUGGUUACACUCUCUCAUGGAGGGCAAACUGUUCAUAUUCUCACCAUUGCAAAAUCUGCCAGUGAAUGUUCCUUCAACACCCUCAUCCCUGGGCGACUCUAUGAUGUGAUAGUAACCACAAAGAGUGGAAAAUAUGAGAACCGAUCCUUCAGUCAGGAAAGAACAGUGCCUUCAAAAGUCCAGGGACUUACAGUGAGCAAUUCUGCAAGAAGUGACUAUUUAAAGGUGUCCUGGCUACAUGCCACAGGAGACUAUGAUAAUUAUGAAGUGAUCAUCAAGCAUAACAAAGAGUUCAUCCAAACAAAAAAUGUCUCUAAGGAUGAAAACGAAUGUGUAUUCACUAACCUGGUUCCAGGGAGGCUGUACAGUGUCACUGUUAACACAUGGAGUGGGAAAUACAGAACAUAUGAAACAGCCAGUGAAAGGACAGUCCCAGAAUCCGUGAAGAAGUUGACUCUUAGUGGAAGAAGCACUGAAGAGCUGCAUGUUACUUGGUCCAAAGCUGAUGGUGAUUUUGAUCAGUAUGAAAUACAGCUUCUCUUCAAUGAUAUGAAGGUUUUUCCACCCAAUCAUCUUGAAAACACUGUUGAAAAUUUUCGGUUCACCUCACUCACUCCGGGACGCCUUUACAAAAUUCUUGUUGUGACCAUAAGUGGGAAAGCACACCGUGCAACUUUCAUAGAAGGACUGACAGUUCCAAGCGCUGUUAAGAACAUCCAUAUUUCCCCCAGUGGAAUGACCAACAGCUUGAAAGUGAAUUGGACCCCUGGAGGAGGAGAUGUUGACUCUUACACUGUUACAAUAUUCCAUCAGAGCCAUCUGCUUGAUACCCAGACAGUUUCCAAACAUGUAUAUGAGCACACCUUUAACAAACUGGAACCAGGAGAACAGUACACUGUUGUUGUACAGACAAAGAGUGGGACCUUGCACAACAAUGCAUCAGCAGUUGGACGAACAAUUCCUGCUCCUGUUCAGGAAUUGCAUGCAGACCACGCAUAUAGCAGUAAUUCCCUGGUGGUAUCCUGGCAUAGUGCAGCUGGUGUGGCUGAACGAUAUGACAUCCUGCUCCUGACUGAGCAAGGCAACCUUUUGAUCAACAAAUCCGAACCAGCUACUGCUAAACAGCACAAAUUUGAAGAUUUAACACCAGGCAAGAAGUAUAAAAUACAGAUGCUGACAGUCAGUGGUGGCUUCUUCAGCAGCAGAGCAGAAACAGAAGGUCAAACAGUUCCAGCAGCAGUCACAAAUCUCAAAGUCACAGAAAGCACAACUGGACGUCUAUCAUUUACCUGGACUGCUUCUCAAGGAGAGCUGGACAAGUAUGAUAUCUUUCUGUAUAAUCCAGAUGGCUCUCUGCAGGACAGAAUUUCAGGGAACCGGAAUCUGCAGCAGUAUUCUUUCCAGAACUUGGUGCAAGGCAGGUUGUACAAAAUGGUGAUUGUUUCCCAGAGUGGCAAACUUACUAAUGAAUCAUCUAUAUUUGGGAGAACAGUUCCAGCACCAGUUACUAAUCUCAAAGGAUCCAAUAAAAAUAUGACAGAGUCUCUGUGGUUCACCUGGAGCCCAGCAGCAGGAGAUGUUGACUAUUAUGAACUGAAUCUUUAUCACCCAAAUGGCACACAGAAGGAGGUACAGCAUGGAAAGGACCUGACAGAAUGGUAUUUCCAGGGCUUAGUCCCUGGCAGAAAAUAUACCCUUGUUGUAAUUACAUACAGUGGUGAUAUGACCAAUACAGCAAACACUGAGGGAAGAACAGUGCCCUUUCCUCCAAAUACUGUUUCAUUUGCUGAUGUCACAAACAUCUCUUUGUCCAUCACAUGGCUGGGCCCUCCUGACUGGACAGAUUAUGACGACUUUGAGCUGCAGUGGACCCCAAGAGAUAGCCUCAAUGUCUUUAAUCCUUACAGUAGCAGCAAGUCGAAAGGACGGAUUGUGUCUGGACUGCAUCCAGGGAGGCUAUAUCACUUCAGCAUCAGAAGUGUUAGUGGCAUCAUCCGGAAAACAUACAGCAAAUUGCUUUCUGGAACUGUGAGGACAAAGCCAGACAAGAUACAAAAUUUACAUUGCCGGCCACAGAACUCUACUGCCAUUGCAUGUUCUUGGCUUCCUCCUAACUCUGAUUUUGAUGGAUAUAGCAUUGAGUGCAAGAAAAUGGACACUGAAGAGAUUGAAUUUUCCAGAAGAAUAGACAGGGAAAGAACUGUGUAUAACAUCAUGAUGCUGGUGCCCCACACAAGAUACUUGGUGUCCAUCAAAGUGCAGUCAGCUGACAUGACCAGUGAAGUGGUGGAAGGCAACACCAUCACUAUGAUAGAUCGUCCUCCUCCUCCACCAGACCAUAUUCGAGUGAGCAAAAAAGAUGCAAUUAUUACUAAAUCUUCUAUCCACUUCACUUUCAAUUGCAGUUGGUUCAGUGAUACCAAUGGAGCUGUGAAAUACUUUACUGUAGUUGUGAGAGAAGCUGAUGGCAGUGAAGGACUGAAGCCAGAACAGCAUCAUCCUUUGCCAUCUUACUUGGAAUACAAACACAACAAUUCCAUCCGAACCUAUCAAACAAAUUAUUUCGCAAGUAAAUGCACUGAAAGCCCUGACAGCAUUUCAAAAAGCUUUGAUAUUAAGCUUGGAGCAGAGAUGGAAAAUCUGGGAGGAAAGUGCAAUCCAAAUCAUCAGAAGUAUUGCGAUGGACCACUAAAACCCAGGACUGACUAUAGAAUCAGCAUCCGGGCUUUCACACAACUCUUCAGAGAAGACUUGAAGGAACUUCCUGAACCCCUGUUCUCUGAUACCUAUUUCUCUUUGCCAAUCACUACCGAAUCAGAGCCCUCAUUUGGAAUCAUUGAAGGAGUGAGCGCAAGUUUAUUCUUAAUAAUUACACUGGUAGCCGUCACUGCAUUUCUUGUCUGCAGACGGAAAGUAAAUAGUGGCCAUGAACGACCAACAGCAAGGAUGAGCAUUCGCAGGGACAGGCCACUGUCAGUUCACCUCAACUUGGGACAAAAAGGGAGCCGGAAAACAUCCAGCCCAAUAAAAGUAAAUCAGUUUGAAAUGCACUUCACCAAACUUCAAGCAGAUUCCAACUACCUCCUGUCCAAGGAAUAUGAGGAUCUAAAAGAUGUGGGUCGAAACCAAUCAUGUGAUAUAGCACUUCUACCAGAAAACAGAGGGAAAAAUCGAUACAAUAAUAUAUUGCCCUAUGACACAACAAGAGUAAAACUUUCAAAUGUAGAUGAUGACCCAUGUUCCGACUAUAUUAAUGCAAGCUACAUCCCAGGCAAUAAUUUUCGUAGGGAAUACAUUGCAACUCAAGGACCUUUGCCUGGCACAAAGGAUGAUUUCUGGAAAAUGGCUUGGGAACAGAAUGUUCACAAUGUUGUCAUGGUAACCCAGUGUGUGGAGAAGGGCCGGGUAAAAUGUGACCAUUACUGGCCCUUUGACCAGGAUUCCUUAUAUUAUGGAGAUUUAAUUGUCCAGAUGUUAUCUGAAUCAGUGCUACCAGAAUGGACAAUACGAGAGUUUAAAGUUUGCAGUGAAGAGCAGCUUGAUUCCUCUAGAUUGGUCCGACAGUUUCAUUACACUGUGUGGCCAGACCAUGGUGUACCAGAAACCACCCAGUCUCUCAUCCAGUUUGUGAGAACUGUACGGGAUUAUAUCAACCGAACACCCCAAGCUGGGCCAACUGUAGUACACUGCAGUGCUGGAGUUGGUAGAACAGGGACAUUUAUCGCAUUGGAUCGAAUUCUUCAGCAGUUGGACUCGAAGGAUUCUGUAGAUAUUUACGGGGCAGUGUAUGACCUAAGGCUUCACAGGGUCCACAUGGUUCAGACAGAGUGUCAGUACGUAUAUUUACAUCAGUGUGUCAGAGAUGUUUUAAGGGCAAGAAAGCUACGGAGUGAACAGGAAAACCCCUUAUUCCCAAUCUAUGAAAAUGUGAAUCCAGAGUAUCACAGAGAUGCUGUGUAUUCAAGGCACUAAGGCUCUAACAGAUUCCUGCUUUUUGCAGCCAUAUCUGUUGUUGUUUAAUUAAUUUUUAAAAUAUUGUAUGCACUAUAAAAGUGCCAGAUGCCUUUGAAGUGGUGUAUAAUUUAUUGAUCUGGUGACAUGUUAAAGUAUAUAAUUUAAAUAUAAUAGAUAUUGUUGUAUAAAACUGUAUUUUGAUACUAUGUAAAUAUGUAUUUUAUCUAUAAUGUUUAUAUUCAGCUUCAGAUAAUAUUAUUUUUUCAUGCUCAAGUUAUUUUAAUGAAGACUUUUCUAUAAACUAUCUCAUGCUGGAACAGUAGGAAGACUUCUAAAUGUGAAAGAAAAAAUUACAGUACACUCCAAAACUGUUUUAAGCCUAAAGCAGUGGUUCUUAACCUUUGUUACUCUGAUGCUUUUGAACUGCAACUCCCAGAAACCCCAGUCAGGACA